AUGAUUACAGGUGAUCGAUACAUCUCGCCAGACUCCAGCUACGAGACACUUACCCACAUGAUCCGUUUGAAAAUGAAAGAUGAUGCUCAUAUGGAGGCAUAUCUAGCUGAGAUGAUGUACCUAUUGAAGAGACCUAAUCGGGUAGAAUACGAGUUUGAAUUAAUUGAACCUAACACCAAAUCCGGAUCUGAGCCUGAUGGCGGUACCGCUUCUGGGACCGCUGGUACUGCUUCUGAUUCUGGUUCUGGUGCCGGCACCCAAAUUAAUGCUCGUUCACCCUCUCGCGGCCGUGGCGUAUGCCCAACACGAUUCUCUGGUCCCCGCUACAGCUAUGGCAUCGGUUUCCCCUACGGACGCGGCUCCCGCUUCAGCUACGGUGCCCGCUAUGGUUCACGGUUCGGCUCCGACCCCCGCUACGGCACCGACUCUCGCAACGGCUCGGACAACCGCUAUAGCUACGGUGCUCGUAUCGCUUCUCGCCAUGGUUCUGGGUCCCGGUACGGUUCUAACUUCCGCUAA
Spodoptera exigua (beet armyworm) is the source of this 519-nucleotide messenger RNA. The record is from the annotation of a GenBank genome assembly. Lineage: Eukaryota; Metazoa; Arthropoda; Insecta; Lepidoptera; Noctuidae.